Striga hermonthica is the source of this 1632-nucleotide messenger RNA. Lineage: Eukaryota; Viridiplantae; Streptophyta; Magnoliopsida; Lamiales; Orobanchaceae. The record is from the annotation of a GenBank genome assembly.
AUGUCAUCUUCGUCGAACUUGUGGGUUCUGCUCGGUCUUGGGAUUGCGGGAAUAUUGAUCAUGACGAAAGCUGAUUUUGGCGCGUUUAUGGAGCGGUUGCAGCUGUUGCCCCCACCACAGCCCGCGCCGCCUAAAGCACCUCAUCCUCUUACCGGCCUUUCUUUUGCGGUCUCUGACGUAUUUGACAUUGAAGGAUUUGUUACUGGAUUUGGCAACCCUGACUGGUCCAGGACUCAUGAGGCUGCUACGCGUACAUGUCUUGCUGCUGCCGCCCUUGUUGAUGGAGGCGCUACAUGUGUCGGAAAAACCGUUGUGGAUGAUAUGGCAUUGGGUGUGAGUGGAGAAAGCAAGCAUUAUGGUACACCAACUAAUCCUGCCUCACCUGAAAGAAUACCAGGGGGAGCCUCCAGUGGUGCUGCUGUAGCUGUUGCAGCUAAACUCGUUGAUUUUUCUUUGGGUGGUUCAACUCAUUUGAAAAACAUACUAUGUAGCCAUGCGGCCUCAAGCAUAAUUUUCCCCAAAUUGUUUUUUUGGAUCUUUGAAUUUGCAGGAUGGUUUGCAAAGGAUCCCAAUGUGCUUCAUCGUGUUGGCCAUGUGCUGUUGCAGGUUCCAUAUGCCGCUCAACGCAACCCAAGAAAAAUUGUGAUAGCAGAUGACUGUUUCCAGUCUUCAAAAUUUCCGUCAGACCGCAUUACUCAGGUGGUGAUAAAAUCCAUCGAGAAACUUUAUGGAAGACAAGUCGUGAGGCAUGAGAAUCUUAGUGAUUAUUUGAAGUUGAAGAUUCCAAGCUUAAGUAAUAUCAAUAUGGAUCAACUAAAAAGUGAGGGGCCUGAGGGCAAAUAUUCUCCAGUUGUAAUGCUGGGAAGUGUCAUGCAGCAGCUUAAAAGGCAUGAAUUCAGAGAAAAUCAUAAUGACUGGAUCAACUCUGCAAAGCCUACUUUGGAUCCUGUUAUCUCAGCACAAGAUGAUGGAAUAUUAGUCAUUCCUACAUCUUUUGAUCCUCCUGCAAAACUUGGUGCCAAGGAGAUUUCUACGGAGGAAUACGUUAUUCGGACUUCAAGUCUUUCAAGUUUAGCUAGUAUGUCAGGCUGCUGUCAGGUUGUGCUACCUCUCGGAGUCCAUGAAAAGUGCCCAGUUUCUCUGUCACUCUUAGCCAGGCAUGGGGAUGAUAGAUUUCUGCUGGACGCGCUGCACUCUGUAUAUGCUUCUUUCCAGGAACUGGCUGAUACAGCUGUAAAGCCUAAAUCAUCUAGUAACGCUGUGACACACGAAACAUCAGCAGAGAUGGCCAAAGAAAAGGGUAAUCAAGCAUUCAAAGACAUGCAAUGGCAGAGAGCUAUUGGAUUUUAUACAGAAGCCAUCAAACUCAAUAGCAAUAAUGCAACAUAUUACAGUAACAGAGCUGCAGCUUAUUUGGAAAUUGGAAGUAUCAUUCAGGCUGAAGCAGAUUGUACCCAAGCAGUUGAUCUCGAUAAGAAGAAUGUAAAUGCCUAUUUGAGAAGGGGAACAGCUCGGGAAAUGUUGGGUUACUACAGAGAAGCAAUGGAAGAUUUUCGAUAUGCACUUGUUCUUGAGCCAAAUAACACAAGAGCAGCCCAGUCUUUGAACAGGCUGAAGAAGUUAUUCCAGUAG